AUGCUUCCGUCCUGGAGUCGUGCUAUCGCGACUUCCCGCGCUGCAUCUCGAUGCCGGGCAUCAGGUCAAACCCGCCUUAGCCUGCGUAGGCUGGGCCCUUUCGCAAAUGGCAUUCGAUUCUUGUCCGACAAAGCAGAUGCGACAGAGGCUAGCACAGCUCAGGUAUUGCAAGAUUUCAAAAAGACACUGAGCUUCCCUGCAAAGACCUGCACCUAUGACGACCUGCUGCAAGACUGCAAUAGCUUUGUCAACACCGGCGUGACGCUACAUGGCUACCUUGGAACACGCAGAGAUGCAUCCAAGACGCUCACAUUUGCUGAGUUGCAUGAUAUGCACUUGCGGACUUCGAUACAGCUAGUUUCAACCCAGACCAAAGGCGAGGAAGGAAGCAAUGUAGCGCAUUCUCAGCUCCGCACCUUGUUGGAUCAUACGCCAGUAGCGGUGACCGGCACUCUCGUGUCACGAAAGGCCCCAAAGUCCUCCUCUGCGAAUGGCGGGAAGCACUCUCUGGUGACUGGAGCAGAAAUCAAAGUGGAGAACAUCACACAACUCAAUAGCUUUCCCAAGGACAUCAUUCUAGGCAGUGAGACCAUCUUUCCAGCAGCCGAACGACAUCUGCAGCUGCGCAACGAUCGCGAACUGCGCCAUGCUUUAGCUUUCCGCAGCGAAGUCGCUCGCACGAUCCGCGAGGAGCUCAGUCAAAAGCAUGGCUUCUCGGAGAUCGAGACACCACUGCUGUUCAAAUCGACCCCAGAAGGGGCUCGUGAGUUCCUGGUGCCUACGCGGAACCCAGGACUCGCCUACGCUCUGCCACAGAGCCCCCAGCAAUAUAAACAGAUCCUGAUGGCCAGUGGCAUCCCACGUUACAUGCAGAUUGCAAAGUGCUUCAGAGACGAGGACCUCCGCGCCGACAGGCAGCCAGAGUUUACACAGGUCGAUCUCGAAAUGGCAUUUGCCAGCGGCGAAGACGUUAUGGCCGUCGUAGAAGAGACUGUAAAGCAACUGUGGGCUGGUCUCUUGCAAGUUGAAUUGCCGGAGAGGUUCGACCGGAUGACAUACCAACAAGCAAUGUCAAAGUACGGCUCCGACAAGCCUGAUCUUCGACUGGGAUCAGAAAUACGAAGAAUCGGGUACAUGCUACCUGUGGACUUGAUCCAGAAGAUUGGCCCCUUGGACUUUCCGAUUGUCGAAGUGAUGAAGAUACCCAUCUCCGACGACACACAACGAACCCGAGACUUUGUAAACACUUUCAUGGAUUCUCCAGAGGCUCAAUCAUUCGUUCAAAAUCCAGAAGGCCAACCCGGCAUCUUUAUUAUCGACUCUCGCAAACCGCUCCAAGGCCUCCAACCAUUUGGCUUCGAAGCCGCAGAACAGCUCGAAGAAGUCCUCGAUCUUGAAGACGGCGACCUAGUCGUGAUUCAAGCCCGGAAAGAUGCUCCCUUCUCUGGCGGCUCCACGCCGCUAGGGAACCUCCGCCUCGCUAUGCACAAAGCAGCAGUCAAACACAACUACCUUCCUGCGCCACAAGGCUUUGCUUUCACAUGGAUCACCGAUUUUCCUCUCUUCUCUCCUAUCAACGAGAACGAGCCCGGUCAAGGAGGAGCCGCAGGCAUAACGGCGACACAUCAUCCAUUCACAUCACCCAAAACACCCGAGGAUGUAGACCUUCUGGUUACAGCUCCUCUACAAGUGACAGCAGACCACUACGAUCUAGUGGUCAAUGGCGUCGAACUAGGCGGUGGAAGUCGAAGAAUCCACAACGCUGCAAUGCAAGAAUAUGUCAUGCGUGAAGUCUUGAAAAUGAGCGACGAGCGCAUGAAAGACUUUGCACAUUUGAUUGAAGUUCUCCGAGCUGGCUGCCCUCCUCACGCAGGCAUGGCCCUGGGCUUCGACAGACUGAUUGCGGUCAUGCUCGGAAAAGAAUCUGUGCGGGAUGUUAUCGCCUUCCCCAAGAGUGGGAAAGGAGAAGACUUGCUGGUUAAGAGCCCAACGAAAAUGACCAAGGAGCAACUCGAGACAUAUCACUUGAGUUUGAAGAGGUAG
Cercospora beticola is the source of this 2043-nucleotide messenger RNA. It is a transcript of the gene MSD1, whose product is annotated as aspartate--tRNA ligase MSD1. The record is from RefSeq and is a predicted model, not a curated record. Gene Ontology annotation, biological process: aspartyl-tRNA aminoacylation. Gene Ontology annotation, molecular function: ATP binding; aspartate-tRNA ligase activity. Gene Ontology annotation, cellular component: cytoplasm. NCBI's taxonomy places the organism in Eukaryota, Fungi, Ascomycota, Dothideomycetes, Mycosphaerellales, Mycosphaerellaceae.